CGGCUCCGGGAGGCGGGGACGCGGCGGCGGCGGCGGCGGCGCGGCGGCUUCUCCAGUCGCGUCUUUCUCACUCACUGGGGAACUCGGCGGUGGCGGCACCUUCCGAGGCUGAGCAGCCGAGCCGCGAGCCCGCCAGUGGGAGGCCGGACAGCCUGACGGCAGAGCCGACGGACAUUCGGACAGCAGGGCGGCCAGACGGCUCGAGGGGCCUCGAGUUCCGCCAUGAGCUGGGGCACGGAGCUGUGGGAUCAGUUCGACAGUUUAGACAAGCAUACACAGUGGGGAAUUGACUUCUUGGAAAGAUAUGCCAAAUUUGUUAAGGAGAGAAUAGAAAUUGAACAGAACUAUGCGAAACAAUUGAGAAAUCUGGUUAAGAAGUACUGUCCCAAACGUUCCUCCAAAGAUGAAGAGCCACGGUUUACUUCGUGUAUAGCCUUUUUUAACAUCCUUAAUGAGUUAAAUGACUAUGCAGGACAGCGAGAAGUAGUAGCAGAAGAAAUGGCGCACAGAGUUUAUGGUGAAUUAAUGAGAUAUGCUCAUGAUCUGAAAACUGAAAGAAAAAUGCAUCUUCAGGAGGGGCGGAAAGCUCAGCAGUACCUUGAUAUGUGCUGGAAACAGAUGGAUAACAGUAAAAAGAAAUUUGAAAGAGAAUGCAAGGAGGCAGAAAAGGCACAACAAAGUUACGAAAGAUUGGACAAUGAUACCAAUGCAACCAAGGCAGAUGUUGAAAAGGCUAAACAGCAGUUGAAUCUGCGUACACAUAUGGCUGAUGAAAAUAAGAAUGAAUAUGCUGCACAGUUACAGAACUUUAAUGGAGAGCAGCACAAACAUUUCUACGUAGUGAUUCCUCAGAUUUACAAGCAACUACAAGAAAUGGAUGAACGAAGGACUAUUAAACUCAGUGAGUGUUACAGAGGAUUUGCAGACUCAGAACGCAAAGUUAUUCCUAUCAUAUCAAAGUGUUUGGAAGGAAUGAUUCUUGCGGCAAAAUCAGUUGAUGAAAGAAGAGACUCUCAGAUGGUAGUGGACUCCUUCAAGUCUGGAUUUGAACCUCCAGGAGACUUUCCGUUUGAAGAUUACAGUCAGCACAUUUACAGAACCAUUUCUGAUGGGACUAUCAGUGCGUCCAAGCAGGAAAGUGGGAAGGUGGAUGCCAAAACCACAGUAGGAAAGGCCAAGGGCAAGUUGUGGCUCUUUGGAAAGAAGCCAAAGCCACAGUCCCCACCCUUAACCCCUACUAGUUUAUUCACAUCCAGUACUCCUAAUGGGUCCCAGUUUCUCACAUUCUCCAUUGAGCCCGUGCAUUAUUGUAUGAAUGAAAUAAAAACAGGGAAGCCCAGAAUUCCUUCUUUCAGAAGUCUCAAAAGAGGGUGGUCGGUGAAGAUGGGCCCAGCACUAGAAGAUUUCAGUCAUCUGCCACCAGAACAGAGACGUAAAAAACUACAGCAGCGCAUCGAUGAACUUAACAGAGAGCUACAAAAAGAAUCAGACCAAAAAGAAGCACUCAACAAAAUGAAAGAUGUGUAUGAGAAAAAUCCGCAAAUGGGGGAUCCAGGGAGUUUGCAGCCUAAAUUAGCAGAGACCAUGAAUAACAUUGACCGCCUGCGAAUGGAAAUCCACAAAAAUGAGGCUUGGCUCUCUGAAGUUGAAGGCAAAACGGGCGGAAGAGGAGACAGAAGACAUAGCAGUGACAUAAAUCACCUUGUAACGCAGGGACGAGAAAGUCCCGAGGGAAGUUACACUGACGAUGCAAACCAAGAAGUCCGUGGGCCCCCCCAGCAGCACGGCCACCACAGUGAGUUUGAUGACGAAUUUGAAGAUGACGACCCCUUGCCUGCUAUUGGACACUGCAAAGCUAUCUACCCUUUCGACGGACAUAAUGAAGGUACUCUGGCAAUGAAAGAAGGCGAAGUUCUGUACAUUAUUGAGGAGGACAAAGGUGAUGGAUGGACAAGAGCCCGGAGACAGAACGGCGAAGAGGGCUACGUGCCCACGUCAUACAUAGACGUAACUCUAGAGAGAAACAGUAAAGGUGCAGUAACUUACAUCUAAACUAACCAGGCAGCCUGUAGCAUGUAUGGCGUAGGAACGAGAACAUAACGUGAAAACACAUUCAGUGGGUGGGAAAACGUGAGACACCUUAAAGAGCAUCCAAGAUUUGUUGUCGACUCUGAGCUGAGUGUAGGCUCGAUCUUAGAGAUGUGAACAUUACCGCAAGAAGCUGUUCUCGUGAUGCUUUACCGUUUGAGUGAUGUUGCUGUGAAGCUUUUAAUUGAUGCCUUUUGCUUUAUGUCCUGCUUAAGUCUGUGUGAAGGGUUUGUGUUUUUCUGCCUUAUAGGUCAGAUUAUUUGAUCUAUUGGGCAGGAAUCCAUAGACAGAAAGCUCCCCACCCCACACUCUGCUUCAGGAAACACUGUGAUGUAGUGAAUUCAGAUUAAGUAAAACUGCUCUGAAAUGCCUGCACGAAAAAGCAGCUGCGCAGAAGAGUGAUGUGGUCCAAGGAGUUUGAAUUUGCAGCUGUAGGUUCUAGGCAAAAAAAAGUAAUAAUGGUUGGCUAAUCAGAUCAAAAUAGAAUCAUUUUCAUCUUAGGAAGAAAACAGGCACCUAGCACAUAGUCUGUUCUAGAAGAAGUAGCAGGCUCAUCAAGAGACAUGCAAAAUAAACCAGCCUGGUCUAGCUCUGAAGUGAAUAAAAUGACUCUUUUUUUAAAGAUCUGAGAAUAUUUUCAGGUUUUCUAGUAAUUUUCAGUAAUAUAUACAAGCUUUCUUCCAAGUUAAUGCUUGUGUUUUUCCUUGAGAAAUACCGCUUUAGUGACACUAGCCUCUGGCAAUUAGAUGUAGAAAAGUGGAUUCUAAAUAAAGAUAGAGGAAAUCUUUCAUGGAGGGGAAGUACUGGCACAUUUUACUUUGAAAGGAAAAUGACUUUUUUUGACAACUGGGUUGGAGGAAUGUAUCUGUACCAUCACUGAGGGAGGGCCUUUGCUCGUCUUAGCUGAAUCACCGGUCAUUAGCAUAGUUUUUGUUCCCAGUUAAUUUUAAUAUGCAUUUGUUGGAAACCCCGAGCCAUCCAGAAUUGUGCAGGCUAGUUGUGCAAAGGGAGGACGCCGUUAGAGACGGGUCCUUAAUUUUGCUCAUGUUCCAACAUUUUCCGGUGCUUUUAAUAGCUGGCUAUGAAAUGAUUUUAGAGACAUGUGCGCUGGACGCCUCUUUUGGCCUUGCCAAAGGUCUUCAGUAAUUGUUCUUUUCUUUUUCCUCCUGGACUGCAGGUUCCUGAAGAGGGUUUCUGAGGAAGUGGGCCAGAUGUGGAAGGAGGUUACAUGCAGCUGCUUUGGGGGAGGGAGGAGAGGUGUCAGGCGUGGAGAGAGAGAGAAGCAAGUUGCAUGAGUGCAUGCAGACAUGAUUAUUUUUUACUAACUUCAUUAGCAUUUCCAUACGUUGUUAAAAACAAUCAUUAUAAUGCCAACCCUUAAAUUCGUCAUUUACGGUUGCUCACGUAAAAGGAAAAAAGCCGCCUUUUUUCCCCGUUUAUUUUACUGAUGUCCACAUCAGAAAGAAUGCAGAGCUGUCGUUCAGUCUGUCUUAACAGCUGGCUGUCCCAACAGGACGGCCUCCGUCCCAGCUCUCUCUCGAUUGGCUUCUCAACCCAUUGUCUGUUAGAGUCCUUGCCAUUUGUCAGCGUCUGCCUCGCCACCUCUGUGCUUGCUAACGUCCCCCUGCAUGUCUAGAGGGAUGGAGUUUAGAUUUUCAGGCAUGCCUUUAAGACCCCUUGUUCUCGUCGAAGCUUUUGUUUUGUUUUACACUUGUAGUGCACAUCACUCUGUCAGACACCUCCAGCACGAGUGUUCCCAUCGUAGUGUUUGUGUGCGCUGCUGUAACUUCCCCACUGCAGAACAUUCCAGUUUGGGCAUUGCGAAGACGUAGUUGUGAACCCCAAGUGUUUAUGACCGGAAAAAGAACCAUCUCUGCUCUAGCCUACAGCCCAGUUGAAGGAACUCUUUGAAACGCGAUACACCUUUAGCACCGCAGUCGGGGAAGAGUCUGUGUCAGCACUGAAAGGACCCUCACCACCUCAAGACCGAGGACUGGCCUCAGAAGUCAGCCGCUUCCAUUCAGACGCUGCCUUAAACUAGAGUGCCUGCAUCUUUGAUGGCCAACACUACCGCUCAGUAUCCCACAAAGGGCUUCGUGUGUCAGCUCAGUGCGACCUCCUUGAACUUGGCAGAGCUGCCGCGGCUGCCGACCCAACCUCGGUAGGUGGCUCUUAGAGCUCUACCGUGUUGAUGGUGCAUCUUCAAGUUUCUGCAUCAAACUAAAGAUGUGUCCAAGUCCAUUUUACUCAGUGUUUUCAUGAGUUUUGUGGUCCUCUCCCCCCACUGUUUUUUAAUUUGGGGUUACCCUGUUCUCAUUUAACUAUUAUAGUGAUAGUCUGCUUCCAAGUGAUGAUUUUGUUUGAACCAGAUAAAAUUUAGUGAAACUUUGUAAUGAUCUAUGUGCACUUUUACUUGUAAAAUGGGAAUUUCUGUAUGUUUAUACUUGUAAAUAUAAUCGUCCUUAGUGCUCCUAUUGCUCCUGUUGUCCCGGCUCGCAUUUGUGCUUCUGUUCAUGACUUGUAUCCUAACUGGUUUCUUAGUGGUGGUUAAGGAGGAGGGGUUGGGGGCGGGGGGAUAUUUGUAACAUGGAAGCUUCGUUAAUUUGGUUCUUUACUGUUCUGAAGGAAGAAAGAGAACGUGAAAUGGUCUGUGUAUUGUUGGAUUUUAAGCAAUAUUUUAGAAGCUGUGUGACUGCUUUAAUAAUGUUCCCCAGUGUUGUUUGAAUCGUACUGCCAGUUAUACUAAAGACGAAUGACGUUGCGUGGAAGGUGACGCCUUCGUAAGAUCAAGUUCGCCCCGUUACACAGCCGACAUAGAGUGUAUGACCUUUAAGGCUAGUAAGCUAGGACGUUUUAGAUUUUAAUUCUCGUUACAGGGUUAUUUAUAUAAUGUGACAUUAUUCAAUACUGACAGACUACGUACGGUAGUUUUAAAAUCCAGUGCUGUUUUUAUUUUAAAGGUUAGCAGUGAAGAGGAAAUGUGACCUGACCGUGCAGGCCUCUGUACAAAGCGUGCAGGGCUUGUGGGUCUGUGGCUGGCAGCCACAGAGGGCAAAGUUUAAGGCUUUCUUGUGAGGACUGACUGUUCUUCUCAAGCUACUGUUUGUUUUCCUUGAAGCAGGAUUUGCUUCCGUAGGAGGCAGUUCCUUCAUGUGGGAUAGUGCAACCUGUUUAUCACGUAGGAAAGACAUUUGUACUUGCACAGUUUAAAUCAUUCUUAAAUUUGGAACAUGUGAAUUGUCCAGAAGAAAUCUUUAGUUUUUCAGUAAUUUUUACUCUUUGUGCCCACAUUGAUUUCCUAAUGUAAAUGCUCUGUUUGAGAUGGUGUUCUCUGUUGAGAAUAUUUUCAUGGAAUAAAACAAUCUUUUCAUGGUCGGGUAA
Molecule: messenger RNA, 5469 nt
Organism: Sus scrofa (pig)
Lineage: Eukaryota; Metazoa; Chordata; Mammalia; Artiodactyla; Suidae
Gene: FNBP1L
Product: formin binding protein 1 like
Biological process (GO): signal transduction
Molecular function (GO): protein binding
Source: RefSeq, a predicted model, not a curated record